Molecule: messenger RNA, 2976 nt
Organism: Acytostelium subglobosum LB1
Lineage: Eukaryota; Evosea; Eumycetozoa; Acytosteliales; Acytosteliaceae
Exons: 6
Coding region: 1-2976 (991 amino acids)
Biological process (GO): intracellular protein transport; vesicle-mediated transport
Cellular component (GO): AP-3 adaptor complex; membrane coat
Source: RefSeq, a predicted model, not a curated record
AUGAAUACAGUUCUCAAUAAUAUUAGUCAUAGUCGAUACUUCAAUGACACAUCGACCAAUGUCAAGUUGGAGGAGAUCAAGAAGCAGCUUGAUGGACCAUCUGACAAAGAGAAGUUGGAAUGCAUGAAGAAGUUGAUUGCUAUGUUAUCAAAGGGUAGAGAUGUAUCAGAGGUAUUCCCACAGGUUGUAAAGAAUGUUAUUGCGAACAACUUGGAGUUGAAGAAGUUGGUAUAUAUGUACUUGGUACAUUAUGCAGAGUCUGAGCAUGAUAGUGCAUUGCUGGCGAUCAACACAUUCCAAAAGUCACUGAGCGAUAAGAGUCAGGUGAUUCGUGCCUCGGCACUGAGAGUCAUGUCGUCGAUCCGUGUGGUCGACAUCAUUCAGGUGAUCGUGUUGGCCAUCGAGAAGUGCGUAAAGGACAGCUCGCCCUACGUGCGCAAGGCCGCCGCCUUUGCCAUUGCCAAGGUGCACAAGCUCGACUCGGACAAGCAGGAGGAGCUGGCCAAUCUCAUCGAGACACUGCUCAACGACAACAGCACAAUGGUGCUGGGUGCAGCCAUGAUGGCCUUCUCCGAGGUGUGUCCCGAUCGUCACGAUCUCUUGCAUCAGCACUACCGCAAGAUAUGCCAGUUGCUCGCCGACUUUGAUGAGUGGUCGCAGGUGGUCACCAUCAACGUACUCACCAAGUACGCCAGGACUCAGUUCAGAUGUCCAGACGCAUCAAUCAAUGAUAAGAACGUAAAGCAGUUCAAGAAGAAGACUUCGUUCUACUCUGAUGAUGAGGAUGAUGAGAACGCUGUUGACGUGCCAAAGAAGGUGGUCGACGCCUAUGACACAGAGGAGAUUGAUUUGGAUCACCGAUUGUUGCUCAAGUCUUGCUUGCCUCUACUACAGAGUCGUAGCAAUGCAGUUGUAAUGGCAGUGUCAUCACUCUAUUUCUACAUUGCACCAGUGAUCGAAGCACAAAAGGUUGGCAAGUCUUUGGUGCGUCUCCUGCGCUCAUCCCCCGAGGUCCAAUACAUCGUCCUCUCCAACAUCUCAACAAUGGUCACAAUGAGACCCAACAUGUUCGAGCCAUACCUCUCAGAGUUCUUCAUCAACUCCUCGGACCCAGAGUACAGCAUCAAGUUGAAGCUUGAGAUCCUCACUCGUUUGGCCACUGGCGAGAACAUCAGCAAGAUACUUAAGGAGUUCAAGGAGUACGUUAAGAACGAGGACAAGAAGUUCGCCGCUGAGACCAUCAGAGCCAUCGGCCGCUGUGCCGCCACAAUCCCCGACGUGACCGAGUCGUGCACAUACGGCCUCAUGUCACUGCUGUCCAACACAUCGACCGUUGUCGUCGCUGAGAGUGUCAUCGUGCUGAAGCGCCUGCUUCAGUUGAACGCUGACAAUGCCGACUCGUCAAUCAAGCACGAGAAAAUCAUCCUGCAUCUGGCCAAGUUGCUCGAGACGCUCCAGGUGCCAAGUGCACGUGCAGCCAUCGUCUGGGUCAUUGGAGAGUACAGCCACAAGGUGCCACUGGUCGCACCAGACGUGCUGAGGAAGCUGGCCAAGUCGUUCGCCGACGAGGACGAGAGUGUCAAGCUGCAGAUCCUGAACCUUGGUGCUAAGUUGCACUUCCACAACGCCGAGCAGACCAACCUGCUCUUCCAAUACAUCAUCAACCAGGCCAAAUACGACAUGAACUACGACAUUAGAGACUGCGCAAGAAUGAUGCGUCUGCUUCUGAUCAACUCGGAGAAGACGCCCAACAUCACCCAGCACGCCAAGAACAUCUUCAUCAACACGAAGCCAAUGCCAACCGAGGUCAGUGUGUCGGAGGACCGCCAGCGUUUCAUCCUGGGCUCCUUGUCGCACAUUGUCAACCACACCGCACAAGGCUACCAGGCACUGCCCGACUUCCCCGAGGAGGUGCCUGACCCCUCAGUCAGACAGCCCAAGCAAUGGAUACCAGAGGUCAAGAAGAAUGUGUUUGGCUUGGCCGAUGAGAAGCCAUUCUACAGCGAUGAGGAGGAGAGUGACGAGGACGACGAGGACGACGACGAUGAAGAGUACAGCGGUGGUUCCGAAGAGGAGCUAGACGACGAGGAUGAGAUGGAGAAGUUCUUUGGAUCAGACUCUGAUUCCCCUGCACAACCCAAACAAAAUGGACACUCGAAGAAGUCCAAGAAGUCAAAGAAGGCAAAGAAGCCAGAGCAGGAGGAAGACGAGUUUGAUGAGGAUGAGAUGGACGAGCUGUUUGGUGUGGCUGAGGAGAUGGAGAAGUUAGAUAUAUCUUCGACAGCAACCCCUGUUAAGAAGGUACUGCUCAAGCCAGCAGUGAGUCAGGGUCUCAGCAUUGAUUACUACUUCCUGAGACAGGCCCCAGAAGACGUACAGGUUGAGGAUGGCUACAACUGCAUCCAAUUGCAUCUCAAGAACACAUCGACCGAGUCCUUUGACGACAUCAAGAUUGGCAAGAAGACCUUGAUCGAUGGCGCCAACCUCAUCGACUUUGACACUAUUGAGUCGCUGGCACCCAAUGACACACUUGAGCGCAACCUAAUUGUAUCAUUUAACUCCACCUCACAAGCCUGUAAAUUUGAGAUUAGCACAUCCCGCGGUGUAUUCCCUGUUGUGCUGACACCUAUCAUUGGUGAGAUGGUCAAGCCUACCGAAAAGGAUAUCGAGCUGUGGAAGACUGAGUUCGAGGCACUGGAGGCAAAGAGCAUCAGUGAACAGAUUGAGUUGGGCGCCAACACUGCCCAGCAAGGCGUCGUACAGGCACUCGUGGAGAACAUCAAUCUGCACGCCAACUCUGCCAACACUGGCCGCACCAAGCUCCAGUUUGUUGCCACCACUCUGCUAAAGUCCACUGAGCUGUACGUCCUGGUGGACCUCGUGGACGCUACAUCUGCACUCUGCACCAUUCGUAGCAAUGAUACACUCACUGCCACUCUCAUACUCAAGAAGAUCACCGAUGUGCUACAACGUUGA